GUAGUCUCCGAGGAUUGAAUUCGAUUCUUGAUUGCCUAGCACCAUAAUGGACGCAUCCACGAUGCCGCCGCCGCCGCCUACCAAACGGAGCUGCUCCGCCUCCCUCCCACCGCCCGCGGACGCCGUUUCCGCCAGCACCGACGUCCUAAUCCAAAUCUUCUACCUCCUGCCUUUCAAGUCCCUCUGCCGAUUCAAAUCCGUCUCCAAGCACUGGCUAUCCCUCAUCUCCGACCUCAACUUCCCCCCCACCUCCCUCCUCCCUUCCGCCCUCUUCCUCGACCGCCGCACCCCCCACCACAACGACCUCCCCCUAGUCGAAUUCCUCUCCCUCGCCGACCAAAACCCUACAAAACCCUCCCCCGACCAAAACCCUGGUAACUUCAUCCCGGACCCACUAGGCCUACAGAUCGCCUCGUCUUGCAACGGCCUGUUCUGCUGCAUCACCUUCCUCUCCUGCCAAUCCGACCGGACCUACUACAUGUACAACCCCACCACCAAGCAAUUCAAAAAGCUCCCCAAACCCGGCCGCGGCGGCGUCUCGGAGCCCUUCGUCUGUGGCACGGACCUGGCUUUCAAUCCGUCGAAGUCGCGGCACUACAAGAUUGUUUGUGUAAGGUAUUUGGACAAAGAAUUGGAGCCUCGUCCGAGCAAGCCCAAGUUAGGGUUUGAGAGCAAGCCCAAGUUAGGGUUUGAGUGGUACAGGGCGGAGGUGUACUCGUCGGAGUUAGGCGAUUGGGUUUUGUCCGGUGAGCCUUUUGUGGCGAGUCUUAAUACAUGUUUCAACGGGGGAGUGUUUUGGAAGGGGUGUAUUCAUUGGUCAAACAGCGAUGAUCGCGGGAAAGAGUCGUUGUGUUUCGAUAUCGAUCAGGGGGUGGUACGAGAAGUGAAAAUGUCUCUCGUCGGAGGGAAAGAGAGUUAUGAGAAGAGGAAUGUGAGCUAUUUUGGGGAGUCUCAGGGGCAUUUGCACCUUAUUGAGAUUUAUGACCAGAAGCGCGCUAAGUUCGAUGUGUACGAGAUGGAAAUGGAUUGCUCGGGGUGGUUUGUGAAGUAUCUGGUUGAUCUUGAUUCGAUUCCCAUUGUGAUUGAGGAGAUGAAUCUUGAGUAUAAUUUCGUUCCGCUUUUAGUUGUUCAGGGUGACAUUGAUGAGGAGUCGUUCUUGGUGCUGCUCAUAAACGGCAAGGUCAUACGGUACGAUUUUGAGGGCAAGACUUUCAAGAAGCUCUGUGACUUUGGUCCGGGGAAGCAGUACAACGGCUAUUAUGUUGAUGGCUUUUUAAGAUAUGGUUACUGGUAUGAUGACGAGGGAUCAUAGGCAACACUUGUAGUGUGAAGAAAAAAGGGCACUUCAUUCUUCGGAUCACAAUAUUCUGAUUUCGAGUGCCAUGAGGGUUGUUUAGUGCAGAUAGAGAGGCCUUUAGUGUGGACUGCUACUGCAACGAAUUUGGGUGAGAGACGUCGUCACUUGAAGAUUUGGUUAUUUUUUGGUGAGUAAUGGUUUUCUUGUUUUCUUUCGUGUACAUACCAAUUGGUUUUGGAUGUAGAGUCAAAUGAUAGCGGCUGAGUUUUUGGCUUACAUCACGGGAUCUAUGGGAUAUUGAGUAUUUUCUGGAUGCCCAUGUUAUUGUCAUUUAUUGGGUCAUCAUAUGGGUUAAAAGAGCGGGAGCCUUGUACAUUGGGUUUGCCACCCUUGCCCUAUUCCUACUUUUGUUUGGCUUUUCUUUUCC
Molecule: messenger RNA, 1724 nt
Organism: Rhododendron vialii
Lineage: Eukaryota; Viridiplantae; Streptophyta; Magnoliopsida; Ericales; Ericaceae
Product: F-box protein At5g07610-like
Exons: 2
Coding region: 47-1312 (421 amino acids)
Molecular function (GO): protein binding
Source: RefSeq, a predicted model, not a curated record